This is a messenger RNA of Malaclemys terrapin pileata, 2419 nucleotides long. RefSeq names its product spermatogenesis associated 6 like (gene SPATA6L). Lineage: Eukaryota; Metazoa; Chordata; Testudines; Emydidae. Bases 228 to 1517 code for a protein of 429 amino acids. Gene Ontology annotation, molecular function: myosin light chain binding. The record is from RefSeq and is a predicted model, not a curated record. The transcript is spliced from 13 exons. Gene Ontology annotation, biological process: spermatogenesis.
GAGCCUUAGCUAUAGCCUCGCUUGCGCCUCGCUUCCCCGGGCCCCAGAGGGCGCGCGCCGCCUGCCUCCGCGUUCCGAAGGCGAACGUUGGAACGUUUGAGUUUCCACGGCAACGCGACGCUUCCCCUUCCGGACAGCUGUGGUCGCGGGGUGAUCGGGACAGCGGGGGCCGGGGGCGCGGCCGGCCUGUGAACGGAGGCGGGGAGACCAGCCCGCAUCCCCCCAGGAUGCCGCUGAAGGUGGUGGUGGAGCUGCAGAUCCACGCGAUCACUUGCCCUGGUGUGUUCCUGCCGGAGAAGCAUGACAUUUACCUCAGUGUCUGCAUCAUGGGCCAAUACAAGGAGACAGAGUGCCUUCCUCCAAUUUUCCCUCUCUUGUUUCAUGAGAAGAUGUGGUUUGAAAAGGUAUUUGAAAGUGCUGUAGACCCUGCUGCUGUAACAGAGAUGCUUGAAAGCAAUGUAACAACGUUUGGAUUAAUUCAACUAGUAUCUUCAGUGGGGGACAGUCUCGCUUUUUAUGAAGAGAAUACUCGAGAUUUUCUCUUCCCAGAGCCCAAGCUGACUCCUGUGUAUCCUGGUGUGGAGAGAGAGUUACUAAUGAAAACAUCUCCUAGUUUCACAGGAAUUGCACCAAAAAUAGAAUUUUCUACAAGAACAACCAUUACUGAGCUUCCACUUCAAUAUAGAAAGCAGUUUUAUCAGGGCAGAAACAGAAUGAGGAUACAAAGAUCUGCCUCUGUAUCACCCAGGCGAAGGAGCAUUUCACCAGCACAAUAUAAGACAACAAAGAAAAAGGAUAAUAAGAUCUGUAAGAGUCUUACAAGGUUAUUAAGAUCCCGCUCUCCAUCUCCAAAUGCUACAAAGCACCUGUAUCAGUUCUGCAAAGAAAACCAACAGCAGCAGUCAAGGCUAAGCCUGGGAUCUGUUGGGUACAAACUGGAUGCUGAAACCAGGCCACCAUUUGUUGUUAGACACGUAGACAGUUCUAACCCAUUUGGUGAAAAAUCUUCAUCACAGUUACCUUAUCGAAAUCCAAAACAAAAUGUGAGCUCAGCAAAGAAUUCGCUUGAAUUUCAAUUGAAACGAGCUUUAUCUUUUGAUAGCUGUGAAGCAUCAAAUUCCUCAGUUAAGGUUAUCAGGGAACCGGAUGAACAGGCCACAUCUGAACAUAAUUCAUCAUCUCUUGAAACAGAUGAACUUGUAAAUUACCCAGGCAGUUCUCCUACUCAAGGAGAUUUGACAUUUCACCGCACAGCGUCAUUUGCCACCUCCCCACAUUACAGAUCACCUAGUCCUGUUCGGAGUCCCUCUCCUCUGCAACACAGAUUAUACUCCAAUCCUCAUUUCAGUUGGGAAAAGAUCCACAAGAGAGUGCAGAAUCUCCUAACCUCAAACCAGGCAAAGCAGAGACUUUCCUUUGGAGCCACUGAUUCUGAAAUUGAUGAUGUCCUUGAAAGAAGGUCCAUCUCUUUGAGGAGUUCCCCUCAGGAUGAUUCACUGGAGCAAAGAUAUUACUAAGUAGCUGUCAUCAGAAAGAAACAGAGAAUUGGGGUGGUGCCACAGAGUGACUGAAUCCCCUUCUUCGGAAGCAAGGUAAGAUCUGCACAAAAGCAUAAUAAUCCUGGUCCAAAUCCUGCAGGCAAAAGUCACAUUAGAUUGGGUGGGAGUUUUGCCCAAAUUAGGAGUGCAGGAUUAGGCUCUCUUUGUUUGGGAAACAUUGUUAACUGGAGGUGAAUUAAUAAGUACAUUAAGAGGACUUAAUUUUGUGUCCUGUAACUUAAAAUAGUUUUUCAAAAUCGUAUUUCUCUGAGAUUACAAUUUACAAUUACCUAAAAAACUACUUGCCUGUAAAACAGACUUCAAAAAUGAUUUUUUUAAACAAAAAUUCUUGGAGCUAUUUUGUAAUAUACACUUUAACUCCUUUAGCAGAGACAACUCAACAACUGCUGGACUCCAAUUUGAAGAGUUGAGACGGACGUCUCCAUCUCAGAGUUGAUCAGGGGUUCAUUUUCUGUGUGGUGUUAUGUCUAAUCUCUUUCUUAAAGUGAGACUCUGUAUUGUGCUGGAUAAGCACGGCUGAUUAAAUGAUUGCAGUGUGUGGCUCAGAUAUCAUUUUCAUAUGCGUGUACAUCUAUUAGCUCAUUAAGGACUAAAAAUAAUAAUAAUGGUGCUGCAGAUCUUUGGGCUUUGGUUGUUGGCAGAAUUUUCUGCAAGCAUCACAUUUGGAAUUACCUUACCUGUGACUGUUCCAGCAUUAGAACUGACUAUCUAGAAUGAGUUGCUUUUUUCAGAAGUCAGUUCUCUUCUCAAUAUAUGGACAUCAUUCUCGUUGGUGCACUUGUAUAGAGAGGAAACAAGACCCUUUGAAUACUGAAUUACUGUAUGGCAUACAUUUUUUCAGACAACCAAUUAAAAUGAAC